This is a messenger RNA of Gamsiella multidivaricata, 774 nucleotides long. RefSeq lists its product as uncharacterized. Bases 204 to 617 code for a protein of 137 amino acids. The transcript has a single exon. The record is from RefSeq and is a predicted model, not a curated record. Lineage: Eukaryota; Fungi; Mortierellomycota; Mortierellomycetes; Mortierellales; Mortierellaceae.
UGCGACGGGCUCUACCACUGACCUACAUGUGAAUUCCUCACGCUGUGGAGGAUGAAGCAGUGGGCAUGUCGCACAUCAUUUAAGUGUGUGCGGGGUGAGGGUAGGGCCUUAGAGCCACGAUCCAACAAUGGCCCCCCGAGUGCUCCAUUUAGUGACACAACGACACACGCCCACUCUGGCGCUGCACUACCCCCUGUUGCUUCAUGUACAGCAUGCAAGCGCACCACUCCUUCUGCUCAUGUGGCAUAGUGUGCUGGGGCCCUCUUUUGAGCCCAUACGGCGCAGCACACUGGGUAGAUGGCAAACGCAACACCGUUUGGGAUAUUUCACAGCGAGCAGCAUCCUCUAUCUCCACAAUUCUGCACUACUCUUCAUUGUUGUUCUUCUUUCCGCUUCCACAUCAUGUUCUUGCGUGCUCCUUGAGCGCCAAGAUGGAAAUGCGGAUGUUUGAAACCGGAUGGGUAGCUCGCUGUCCUUUUCUAUAUAGUUUAUUUUUCUCGUUUCUUUCUGUUCUGCUGGCUCUCAGUUCCCCAAGGCAAAACAAGGGGGAUGGGUUGUGGAAGUUAGCAUGCCUUCACUGGCUGUGUGAUGUUGGCAAAUUGCGUCUACAGAGCUAACAAGUUUUUUCCUCUUUUGCAUGUUCUCUCUCUUUAUGGUUGCAAACACAACAACGCGAGCACGAUACGCACUGGACGACACCGGACGAGAGUACGGCGACACCAAAGUGGCGCUGGGAUGGCGCUGGGAUGGCACUGGAACGGCAGCGGGAUGUGC